Molecule: messenger RNA, 5503 nt
Organism: Spirometra erinaceieuropaei
Lineage: Eukaryota; Metazoa; Platyhelminthes; Cestoda; Diphyllobothriidea; Diphyllobothriidae
Source: the annotation of a GenBank genome assembly
AUGAGUGUCUAUUCCGUGUACAUUAUUAGCGAGUCCGGUUCCCUCCAAAUGUAUUACGACCGAAGCACUCCCACAACAAGAGUGGAAAAAACGCUAUCAUUUCCUCUCUCACUGGUAUUCAAGAACGUCGACGGAAAAUUGGUUGUUGACUUCGGUGCAACCGAUGAUAUUAAAGUGGGCUAUUGUGUCCUCGGCGUGAAUGGUGUACCUGCGAAAGGUGCCUACCUGGAUGAUGGACGUGACAUACUCGAAGUAAGUGUUGGAACCUAUUAACUCUCCGAAAUUAACAGUGUUUCCGGACGUUUUUUAGACAUAAACCCGUUUAAUUGUCCCAAGAAAGGUUUACUUCCACCGUAUGCUCAUCGAUUUUUGAGGCUUGUAUUAAAUCAAUUGUUAGUUCCACGCAUCUCUGUUUGUAUUUUGUCCUUCUAUGAACCCUAACUACAGACUAGUAAGAUGUAGCUGCAGUUACCGGAGAUAAACUUCCAAUCUGCCCUAUUUUUUAAAACUCGUAAUGUACGAAGUUCGAUGUAUUAUUUUACUUACUUAAUUUCACUCAGUACGGCACUGGUCAUGUUCAACCUUGCCGGCAUCCAUGGUGCGUGGAUUAUACGGCUCCCUUUGGGAUUAUGUUUGACAGCGAAUCUGAAGGUCUACUGUCAUAUAUAGUAGCGGAUACCAAAUAUUGAAUUGUCUGCUUUAGCACCUCAAUCUGGGCCGCAGUAUCGGAUCGACAGCGGCACUGAUCUCAUGCGACAGGAGCAUAAAUAACCCCAGUCGUCCUUUUUUAUGAGAGCCAAAUGUCCCGCUGUAGAUGUUGAUAUGCUUCGCUUCAGGGGCUUGCGUAAACAUCGAGCCGGUCGACGAUGUUGUCCUUCGUCUAUUUAGCAGCAACAUUGCCCCUAGACAUUUGAAUCUGUUCACUUCUUCAAGCAGAUGAUCACCGAUUUUCGUUAAUGGCAUUCUACUCGCUCAGGGCUAACCAGGUCACCCCGUCGCGGGCGAGUGUUGCGACUGACUGGACUUUUUCAGCAAUCCUAGCGGACACCGUCCACACGGGAACAGUAGGUCGACGCGCCUUCCCGCGCGAGUUGAGGGCGUCGUAGCCCGAGGCGACUUAAGUCGCCGGACAGGGACCAGAAUUCCGGCCAAAGUGCGUCCGUGCACCCUGCAUGCGUGCGUACGCGCAAAGGGACCCCCCAGACUUGACGGGCAAAAUUCACUCGGGCGAGCAUCAAGGAGGGGGUGUAGCAGAAAAGCUCCUUUCCUCGUACAGAUCGAGCAUUGUUAGCCAGUCAGGCUACUAGCCCUGCACUAGUCCGCAAGUCAAACGGGCUUGCAAAUGUCUGGCUCUGGGCGACUAAAUGCUAUAAGGGUUGUAGAGUGCCUUCAUGUGUUCAAAAAACAUUUUAACCUUCCCAGUGUUCAUGCCGAAACCGAUUGAUCUAGUGACCUCAUUAAUAAUACACUAUUUUCCACAUUAUCAUUUGACGCUAGCAGAAGGACAUCAGCUCAAUCAGGGUCAACUGACUGGCAUCCGGGCACAAAUUCGACCACAGCGAGACCAUGAAGCACCGUCUUUGAAAACUAGUCGAUAACAUAGUUCAUUUGGAUGGGCCACAGAAUGCGUCCUUGUCGAAUGCCAGGGCAAAAUUUGAAAGAUUGGGUGAGAUUGUUACUAAAUCGAACUCGAUUUGUGAUAGAGUAAUAGUGGUCCCUGACACAUGGACGAUGUGUUCGCAUACCUUCGAGUCUCAUCAUUUGCUGUAGGGAUCUUGCGACAGACGGACCCGAACGCUGUAGUGAAGUCCGUUGCUCGUCCUCAUGACUGACUUCAACAAUACACCACAGUGCAGGCCCUUUGGCUCAGAGCCUGUUUUAGUUGCGUUUCGUCAGGCCAUGCAUACUGUAAAAUCGUUUGCAAUUAAAACUGACAAAAGCCAUUACAAAGAUGUCCAUAUAUGCCUCGGUAGUUCUCGCGCUUUAUCUUUUCUCCCGUACGGAAGUUGUGCACAAAGAUAACCGCGCCCCGGUCAUUAUAGACGGUCUACUCUCAUGCCUGUUUAGUUGCCUCCUGAAGCCAGGCACCCAAGUUUGAGCAUAAUGCUCCUAGACAUGAGCGAGGAUGUCUUCUCCGGUCGGACUUCUGUUGCACGGCCUCAAGGUUGUGACUACGAUUUCUUCAUGAGGGGGGGGGGAGGGGUCUCACGACGCCACAGAUACUGGAGUUAAGUAAAAAAAAUCUAUUGCGUAGCGGAGGGGGAUUAUGGCUUAUUCAGCAAAGUUAAGAGAGCGCUCGGUCCUUUUGAGUUGUUAGAUAUGAAGCUCCAAUUAACGUCCUCAGGUUCAGCAAGUUUACCGCUUGCUUGGUUGGUAACUUGGUGGUACUUUACUACUGUCGGCAUUUGAGAUCGGACCCACGGAGGUCGCUUUAACAACCCUGGCGUUUUUGUGGCACUCACUAGCCCACUUUGCCACCACUUUAUUCAGUUCACUCAAAUAAUAGUCUCUGCGGACUCUGGGCCGAACUGUCUGGGUGAAAGACUGUAGGUCCUCUAGGGUGACUCAGUUCUAGUGGGCCUGCGACGUGAGUUCGAGAAUUCUCUUAACUGCCUGUGAUUGAAAACUUUACUAUUGACCAGGCGCUGCUGCUUUCGUUUUCAAUUCGGUCAGCAGAUUAGAACUAGAUGUCUGUCCUGACUUUUCUGGUUGUUAUUAAUUUGGAAUAUCAAGGCAUAUUGCAUGAGUCAUUUAGGGAAUGGAUAGGAGACAAACUUUCGAACACAUACGAACGACUACAUGAUCGAACCCAUAUCCAUUGUCACUUUCGGCACCUCGUCAAUCUGUCAUCAUUAAUGCAGCUGCCAUAUCCUAAACUGACAAGGAUUUGGUGAAUCUGAGUGGCAUUACGAACAUCGUUUGUAUACCAGGUUUGCACUUGAUUACGACGAUACCGAAAGCACAAGUUGGUGGCAAGCGACAGGUUCCAUCCAGUGAAACUCGACACCCCUUCACCAUUUUCUGAAACUAAGCCUAAAGAUGCCAGUAGUUAAAUUGGCAUCUUUAGUGACCUUUCAAACCCAACCAAAAAACGGUUAGAUAUAUCUAUCAGUUUUAACAUUCCCCUAACAGCAACCAAUAAUGGGAGUUUUGGAAAACGGGCGCCUCUUAAACCAUUCCAGCUCCCAACAUCAGUCAGCACGGUAAGGGAGAUCCUUGGCAGAUUCAUAUAGUGUUGAGUAUGUUGUUUCACGAAAGAAGCGAAUAUGCGAGUUCCAGGUUCUUGUCCCAAAGAAGAUGAACGCUCGAUCACUGGGACAGUACAUGCAUCAGCCCGAGCUUUCGGUCUCGUACAAGGGGCCAGCAUGAGAGACUGACAAUACAACGAGGCUGAAAGCUCAGUCUAAUGGACGUACUGUCUCAAUGAUCGUGCUGUCAUUUUCGUUGCAGUGUGUUGCUUAUGUAUGAAUAGAAACGACAGGUAUACUAGCUAGAUGUCUCUUCAGUUUUGGACAAGUUAGCCGGUCACUGACUAGUUCCUGUGCGAACAGUGCGUGACCUACCUGCUGCGAGGGAACAAUUUCAUCACCAUGUCUGGUCGAAGAGUCGCGUGGGCCACCGUGACCGAAGUCGAAGCAACUUUGGACCUCCGAGUCAUGGUUUCUCAAGAUUCUUAGUUGGAGAUCAAAGCUCCAGACAGACAACGACAGAAAUCCACGUAAAACGAUGGUCGCGCGUCGUCAGCCUUUUAUACCGAAGAAUGCUCGCACACCCUAGUAUUGAAUAUCAGAUUGAGUAAUUCAAAUAGUACACUGUUUGCCUAGUAUCAAUGGGCCAAGCUUACAGAACGCGCCGGAUCUCGUGGACGUUGUUGCAUGGAUCGUCACGCUUGUACCAGUCAUUUCCUGGUGCUUCUUGGAGAUUUCGAGGUCAAAUUGAUCCCCAACAGCCACCCAGUGUGCCUGUUCGGGGUUGUUUCUAACGUUUUAGUUCAAGGACCUGGCCGCGAUACGGCUAGGACAAGCAGACUUGAUGAAUAGUUGUCAUAACGUGAUGCCGUAAUCGAGCUUUGCUACCAUUUGUUGGGUACUUUUUGUGCCAGACCUCAGUCUCCAGUCCUCCCCUAUAUCUUGUGCUGUACAAAUUACCAGCUCAGUGGUCCUUUUUCUGGAGAAUUUGCGCAUUCAAAGACUCGGUAGAUUUUUUGGAUUUGUUUACUUCUUAUAAAUUUUACAAGACUAAGAGGGCGGGACAUACAGACUUUAACGACGUCCUAAAAUUUCAUGACCUCUUAUUGAACUGUGUGCAGUCAUUCAUCUACGUCGCCCUCUUAUUGAACAGUUUAUCUCAUUGAUAUGCAAUGACCGUACGCAGUUGAGUAGGAGGUCACGAAGCUUGAUGAUCUCAUUAAGUUCUGCAUGUUUCAUCGUCUUUGCCUCGUUUAAGCACUUUGUCGUAAUCAAAAUGUCGGCAUACAUGGCCGCCCGCUCGCCCAUCCUCCCCCGUCCUGUUUUUAGCAAAAAAGUGAAAACGAGGUCUCUCGGUCCUAGAGUUUACGGUUAGAUACCUAAUGUCGACCUGGUCCACUCAAUAAAUCAGGAUGUUUGAUGAGCACCUUGGGCCAAACAUUAAGCAAACUGCUCUCGAGGGAAAUGACGAGCCGUGCAUUCUCGCACCGGGAGGACCCAGUAGACUUUUCUCGUGUCUUUUUCUGAACAGUAAAUAAGGGGGAGGGGCCGUUGGUCCACACCAGUUUUCACCCUCUUUCCCGGGUGACCGUAAAGUCAUCUGCCACUGUAAAUGCCUGAAUUGCAUUUUUCAAAGUUUUCACGCCGCUUUAUCCCGUUUUUUAGCUUUUCUCGAACCCGUCAAAUUUUCCAAUCACAAUUAAUUUCGGUCUCCCGCCACUCAGCCCCAACGAUCGCAUCACCUUGGCUAGCAUGUUCCAGGCCAUUCACCACAUGUCACGAAUCCUGACGCCUGUUACUGCGCUGCCGAAGAGCGAUGAAAAAACCAGGCAAUACUCACAUGGCUCUGGAAUUCAGACCCUGGAGACCUCAGAGUGCCGUCUGCAUUGUUACGAAUCCAUAACCGGGGCCAAAUUCCUUCUUGUCACCGAUCAUCGGAUACCUGCCGCCGCACGAGACGCCCUGAAAUUAGUAUAUUCAGCCUACACUGACUAUGUGUUGAAAAACCCUUUCUAUUCUCAGAACCAACCCUUUAACUUUGAGUUUUUUAACGAAAAAGUCAAACGAAUAUGUGAACAGGUAGAACGUGGCAUUUAUACUUAAGACUUGCUAUCUUUCCCUCCUUACUUUCUUUUCAUUUUUUAUUCAAGAUAAUUUCUUUCUCCCAAGCUGUCCUUGUGUGCAACAAUCCUUCAAAGUACGAGGGUUCUGCUGAAGAGCAUGGUGCCUGUGCGCCCGAAAGCUGUGGCGCUAGCUUGCAUGGUCAGCGCAUCUUUCUUAACACGUUUCACACCCGUGUUGAUGUGCUACUAUGA